AACACUCAAGAUGGCCCGUCAACGUCGUUCUGCUGCCCCUGCACGCAGCGCUCCCACCCGACCCACCGCUGCUCCCGCCAGACCAGCUGCUCCCCAGAUGCAGCAGCAGCAGAGACCCUCCUCCACCGCUGCCGCUGCUCAUCCACAGACUCAGCAGGCUCCCGUUGCCCAGUCGAGCGGCGGAUCCAGCUUGUUCGGCCAGAUGGCUGCCACCGCCGGUGGUGUUGCUAUCGGUUCCUCCAUCGGCCAUGCCGUCGGUAGCUUCUUCACCGGUGGCUCCUCCAGCGCUGCUCCAGCAGAAACCCAACAGGCUGCUGCUCAACCCAUGGACAGCUCCAUGUACCAGAGCAACUCGACCAGCGGAUGGGCCGAGGACGCUCCCUGUGCCGCCGAUGCUCGAUCUUUCAGGAAGUGCAUGGAUGACAACCGGGGUGACCUCUCUAUCUGUGGAUGGUACAUGGACCAGCUGAAAGCAUGCCAGCAGGCCGCUAAGCCUUACUAGGUUGAUGCGAGGAUUAAUCCUCUGCACUUCCGUUCAAUCUUUAUGGCCCAGCGUUCAUACCUUGUCUUCUCAGCUCUAGACCAGAACGAUCUCAUGUCUUUUGUAAUACUAUAGAAUCAAAUCCAAUUCCCGCACAGCGUGGGCCA
Microsporum canis CBS 113480 is the source of this 648-nucleotide messenger RNA. Its product is annotated as CHCH domain-containing protein. Gene Ontology annotation, biological process: mitochondrion organization. The coding region runs from base 11 to 502 and encodes 163 amino acids. Gene Ontology annotation, cellular component: mitochondrion; nucleus. Lineage: Eukaryota; Fungi; Ascomycota; Eurotiomycetes; Onygenales; Arthrodermataceae. The transcript has 3 exons. The record is from RefSeq and is a predicted model, not a curated record.